This is a messenger RNA of Perognathus longimembris pacificus (Pacific pocket mouse), 1375 nucleotides long. RefSeq names its product Sin3A associated protein 25 (gene Sap25). Bases 1 to 1296 code for a protein of 431 amino acids. NCBI's taxonomy places the organism in Eukaryota, Metazoa, Chordata, Mammalia, Rodentia, Heteromyidae. Gene Ontology annotation, biological process: regulation of DNA-templated transcription. The record is from RefSeq and is a predicted model, not a curated record. Gene Ontology annotation, cellular component: nucleus; cytoplasm. The transcript is spliced from 7 exons.
AUGCACGCACGUCGCAGGCAUUUCCAGCCCUGCGGCCAGGGGGCGCGCUGGAGUUGGCGGGGGCGGGAGCCGCCCCUGGCGGGAAAUGCGAGGUGGGAGCUGCGUAGGCUUCGGCGGGGGCGACGCCAGGGAGGCCACGUGACGCAGGGCUCGGCCGCGCGGACCCGGCCUCCCUCACGCGCACUCGGCAUGUUGUCCUGGCCGUCCGCGCUCGAGGGCGCGGGCGACGGGGGCACAGAGGAGCUGGGCAUGAAGGAGCGAGGCAGGGCGGUCGCGGAGGAGCCGGGCGAAGAGGACAUGGAGGAGCCGGGCGAGGAGGACGUGGAGGAGCAGGAGCCAGGAGAGGAGGAGGACGUGGAGGAGCAGGAGCCGGGCCAGGAGGACGUGGAGGAGCCGAUGGAGGAGGCCGCAGAGGGAAAGGCCGCGGAGGAGCUGGGUGCGAGCGGCGGGCAGAACUCGGCCUGGUGUCCCGGAGAGCUGGCGGGGGUAACAUGGACCCCAGACAGCCUCCAUCUUCAGGUCUCCGGCCCCUUGCACUUACGGGCCGGGCCCUGGGUCCAGCAGGAGCUGCUGCCUCGCUGCCCCCCGCAUCUGGUGACCCAGCGGCCCCCUGCAAACCCAGUCCCACCUACCCCUCAGAUGGCUUGGGAGGUGACCCCUUCCAGGAUGGCUGUUCUGUCACCAUGGGAUCCUAACUACGAGGUUAAAACAAGAUCUAAUGUGACAUGGGGGCCCAGCUGUGGAUCAGGCAGCUCAUUCUCUAACCGGACCGUGUAUCAUCCUUCUUUCUACACUUUGUAUGAGGUGGCUGGCAGGGGGGGUCCUCACCCAGCGCCCCCUGGAGGGCAUCCUCACAACAGACAACCAAUGCCCAGAGAUCCAGGAAUCCCAGUGAUGUGUCGGGAAGACUUCUUUCUCUUGGAUCCUCUGCUGCCACGUGGACAGCGUGUUCCUUUGUACCUGGCUGAGCCUCCUCAGCAGGCCAUGGGCUCCAUGAAGUUGCUGGUUCUGCCACCUGUCAUGACCCCCUGGGUGUGCCCCUCCGCACCCCAGGGCAGUUCCACCACAGCCUGGCUCAGUGGGCCGGAGUUGAUUGCCCUCACUGGCCUGCUGCAGAUGAGCCAGGGAGAGCAGAGACACCGCCCUUUGGAGGCUCCCUCAGCCUCGGCCUCAGCUUCAGCCUCUGCCAGCCUUCCAGAGCCUGACUCCAACCCUAAGGAGACUAGUGGUGGUCAGAGCUGCUGUGACAACACCAGUCCAUCUGUCACUCAGGGUCCAGACUCUCAUGGCCCAUAAUCCCCACCCCCCUACCCCCCAGUUGGUGUGGUUUCCUCUCGCCUAGCCUGAUGUAUUAACAGUAAAACAGCAAUGCACA